AUGGAUAGUAUUUGUCCCGAAAUACCAUCGGCCAUAUUAGGCAUAUGUGGUGUAUUUGGAAUUUUUGGCAACAUGAAUAUUAUCAUUGCUUCAAUAAGAAAAAAGUAGGUUUACUGGGGUCGCUAUGCCUACGGAUGAUACCAAGAGCUUACCGUAGAGAAAAUUAAGUGCGAAUUCACUUUCAAACUUUACAGAAACCUCCGUUCAACGUGCAAUUAUCUGAUAGCCAUCCUGUCGGUAGUUGACCUAUUUCACGGAAUAAGUCAACUAAUAUUAUGCUAUUACGUUUUUCGACCUCAAGAGUACCCAACCCUUUACGAAUGUAUCAGAGUGCAAACAUUUUCCAUGUUUGGCUGUAAUGGGAGUGAAGUUAUGAUCUGGUUGAUCAGCUUAGAUCGGCUUUACAGCAUUGCAAGACCUAUUGCGUAAGUUUUUUUACUUACCCUUAGUCUAGAGCUCUAGACCAGAGCCCUAGCCCUGAACCCUAGCUUCAACUCUAGCCCUGACCAGACCUAUUGUCAUUCUUUUUCAGUUACAAAUCGAUCAAAAAAUCCACUGAAAUAUUUCUUUGCCUUCUAAUAACUUCACUGAUCUCCGGUUCAAUUGUCUACAUAGCAUACGAAGACAUUGAACUAUACCUCAACGAAAAAACAAUAUGCAGCGUAGCAUCAAGUUACAAAAAGCGAGGCGAACAACUUUUUAUCCUGGUGAACGCCGUAUUCAAUAUACUGACUCUAAUCAACUAUGCUGCUAUUUGGAUCGUGGUUAAGAAGUUGACCAAACAAAGAAUGGACUCAAUGUUAAGAUCAAUUUGUGCUGUUACUGUGUUUGGCAUUGGGGGAUGGUUUGUGACAUUCACUAUCUUGUCGUCAUUUUUGACUAUGGGUAUUAAGACUAGCGAGAGCUUUGUUUUGUAUGCUGGAAUUGCUUGCAACGUAUCUUUGGCUGUGAACUAUCCUAUCUACUUUGUUAUGAGGUAAGUUUCAGAUAGUACAGUACAGAAGCUCUUUUAUAACGUACUAUACAGUAGGUAAAAACAAAAAAAAUUUAAAAAUAUAAAUUUAUAGUUUUUUUCGUAUUAAUUUUAUGUUUUAGCAACCAAUACAAGCAAGCAUUCAGUGAACAACUGAAUAUUAUGGCAGGAAGAAAGAUAGUAAAAACAAGUUUCAACACAGUUGGUACCAUUCACAGCAGAACUAAUCAGCCGUCUGACGCGCGUUAA
Molecule: messenger RNA, 1222 nt
Organism: Bursaphelenchus okinawaensis
Lineage: Eukaryota; Metazoa; Nematoda; Chromadorea; Rhabditida; Aphelenchoididae
Source: the annotation of a GenBank genome assembly